This is a messenger RNA of Rotaria sordida, 1089 nucleotides long. Lineage: Eukaryota; Metazoa; Rotifera; Eurotatoria; Philodinida; Philodinidae. The record is from the annotation of a GenBank genome assembly.
AUGUAUUCUUUAUCAACAUCAACAUCAACUACAAUUUAUGUUGGAAAUAUUCAAUCAAUUAAAGAUGAACAAUUACGAGAAUAUUUUCAACGUUUUGGUAAUAUUGAAGCUUUAUAUCAUAAUUGUACACGUGCUGCUGAUGAAUGGUUAAUUGAUUAUCGUUUUAUAAGAUUUUCAUCUGAUACAGAUAUGAAUAUUUUUUUUAAAAAUAAAAUUGAUCAUAUUAUAUGUCGAAUAGUUCUUGAUAUACAUCCUUAUGAAGCAGCUUUUCGUGAUGAAACACGUUUAAUGUUAGAUAGAAAAAUUUGUAUUGCACAUACAGAUUCAAAACUUAAUCGAAAUGCUAUUAAAAAAUCAUUUACUAGAUAUGGACGUAUAUUAAAUUGUAUAUGUACAUCAUCUGGAAAUGGUGUAGAACAUGCUUAUAUUGAAUUUGAAUCAGUUAAUUCAAUACAAUCUGUAUUUACACCUGGUCAACGUUAUUUUGCUGGUCGAACAUCACUUGCUGUUAAAAAACCAUUAAAACCUUCAGAAGCUGGAGUUAAAAUCGAAUCAAUAUCAAUUGAUGAAAAAUCUUCUAGAUCAACAUCAAUAUCAAAAUAUUCAUAUUGUCGUCCAAGAUUAAAUUCAAAUGUUGAAACAGCACAAUAUUCAUCUUUUUUAGUUAAUCAUCAUAAUAGAAUUAUUGAAAAUGAAUUUCGUACAUCAACUCUUAUUCCUAAUCAAUUAUUAGAUCUUUCAUCGGAAUCACAACAUCGAAUAUCAUCACCAUUCAAUAUUCAACAAUCAGAUAAUAAUAUUGAAUCAUCACUAACAAGCAGUCAACAAGAAUUAAAAGAUUAUGAACAUGAAUAUGAUUUAAUUAUUCGAAAAGAUUUCGAUGAAAUAACAUAUCAAAUUGAUAAAUUUUUACAGAAUCAAAAAAAAUCUUAUAAAAAAUUACGUCAAUUUAUUCUUAAUGAACUUCAUUCACAAUCAAGUUCAUCAUCAAGUGAUGAAGGUGAAAUUGAAUCAUCAUCAUCAGAAUCAUCUAUUAUCCCCGAAAAUAUUGCAUACAAUCAUAAAAAACGACUUAGAUCUCAUCAUUAA